This is a messenger RNA of Batrachochytrium dendrobatidis JAM81, 708 nucleotides long. RefSeq lists its product as uncharacterized. Lineage: Eukaryota; Fungi; Chytridiomycota; Chytridiomycetes; Rhizophydiales. The record is from RefSeq and is a predicted model, not a curated record. The coding region runs from base 1 to 708 and encodes 235 amino acids. The transcript has 3 exons.
AUGCUUUAUUCAACAGCUGUUAUUACUGGAUUACUUGUUAUUUCUGCUACUGCAUCGCCUCAAUUUCCACCUGGACAAAUGGGAGGUGGUGGACAUGGCGGUAUGGGUGCUCCUGGUGGUAUGGGAGGUGCUCCUGGAGGUAUGGGAGGCGGACCCCCUGGCGGUAUGGGAGGUGCUCCUGGAGGUAUGGGAGGAGGACCUCCUGGCGGUAUGGGAGGUGCUCCUGGUGGUAUGGGAGGUGCUCCUGGCGGUAUGGGAGGCGGACCUCCUGGCGGCAUGGGAGGUGCUCCUGGAGGUAUGGGAGGUGCUCCUGGCGGUAUGGGAGGUGCUCCUGGCGGUAUGGGAGGUGCUCCUCCUGGCGGUAUGGGAGGUGCUGGCCAACCAAUGAACAUGGGCGGUGGUGCUGGACCUAUGGGUAACACUGGCGCUCCUCCUGGCGGUAUGGGAGGACCUCCUGGAGGUAUGGGAGGUGCUCCUGGAGGUAUGGGAGGACCUCCUGGAGGUAUGGGAGGUGCUCCUGGAGGUAUGGGAGGUGCUCCUGGCGGUAUGGGUGCUCCUCCUGGUGGUGCUCCUCCUGGUGGUGUUGGUGCUCCUGGAGCAGGACCUGCACGUUCCACAUUUUCCAACCAUGCAGAAAAUCUCGCUUACACUAAUGCUCUGCUCACUGGAGUUCUUAGCCUUACUGUGGUCGCCAUCACUCUAAUCUAA